Messenger RNA from Aspergillus pseudotamarii, 3248 nucleotides. RefSeq lists its product as uncharacterized. Bases 179 to 2746 code for a protein of 855 amino acids. Gene Ontology annotation, biological process: actin cytoskeleton organization. The record is from RefSeq and is a predicted model, not a curated record. NCBI's taxonomy places the organism in Eukaryota, Fungi, Ascomycota, Eurotiomycetes, Eurotiales, Aspergillaceae. The transcript is spliced from 4 exons. Gene Ontology annotation, molecular function: small GTPase binding; actin binding.
UUGCUUUUGAUGAUUACUAGGUAUUCCCCAAUGCCUUUACUUUCUGUCUAAAUACAUAUUGUUGUCUUCCUGCUCCACUUAAUACCUUUGUAUCCGCUUCUUCUUCCAUCUAUAAAUAUCCUGUAUAUCGGUGGUUGCUUUGGAGCGCUGUCCCCUUUCGGGUUAAAGGCGAUCAGACAUGGCUCCCAACAUGCAAGGACCCAAUAUUUUCGACGAUGCUAGCCGUGUCCCGACCAAACCAUCCGUCUUCCGAGGAAUUUUGUCUUCCAAAGCCCACAAGAGGAACCCUUCCGCAGACGACGCCGCCUCUUGCAAAUCUCCCUACCAGAGCCAGUCUCCUCGCAGUACAUUCUGGUCUCCAGUGGAUCAGACCUAUGCCACCCUGGACCAACAGCCAUUGACCGAAAUUGCUCCGAAUCGAGACGCCGCGGAGUAUGGCUUGCCUCGGCAGAGGUCGCCUGGUAAGCAGGAAAAGAAUACUUUGCACAAGAAGACGAAAAGCGCUGUGUCCCUGAAGUCUCUAAGAAGCUACAUGGAGCGCAAAGACAGCCGAUCAGGGUCGCCCGAGAACGAGUCCGAAGAUUUGAAACCCAAGAAGGCUAAAUCAGCCAACAGUCUCUCAGCAAUCUUGAAGCGGUCUCAGCGCGGAAGAAAGGCUGAAACCUCAAAGAGUGGUCGGGAUAAAGAAAAUCGGAGCCCGACGGACCUAGUCGACCACAUGCCAUCACCUAUAUGGAACCAAUACGCGACUGGGUCAUUCUAUGACCAGAUUCCAGUACCACCCUCCCCCUCCAACCGUAGAACCUUCCAAGAAGAGGUCUCACUUUACACCCCUAAGGGGUAUGGACCAGCCCAGCAGCGUAAUUUUUGGGACUACCACCAACCCUCUCUCACGAACCGCGCCGACCCCAAGCCUCGUCCGAAAUCAGAGUUCCUUUCCGGCAAUCGCAAGGUGCGGGAGCUGUUUGGAUCACUGCAGAAUAUAUCCUCGGAGAAGCUCUCCCCCUCUGACCCAUCAGAACCUCCCUCUCCUUCUAAACGAAGGGGACGGCCUCGGGCACUGUCCAAACCUGAGUCGCGCCAAAGUACCGAGCCGCAACCAGAACAAAGCCCAAAAAAAGUAUCGCGUGUUCAAGCAGCCAUAUCCGCUUUCAAUGCGAAAGAACGAGAAGCGGAACUGCAGAGACGCUUGAACUCCAAGGACCUCGAGAGUGAAUUCGAGAAGCUUCUGGACGCAAGAAACAUUCCUCACAAUAUGAGGGAAAAGAUGAGGUCCUUGGACACUAAUAUCAAAGCGGACUUUAUUCAGAAGGACAAAGGAGAAACCGCUCAUAGUGCCAGUACAAGCGUGCAUACCAAUGACAGCACAGGUCGCCGAGGUCGCAGAAAGGAACAGAAAGAAGACCAACACAAUAACGACAGUAAAGGGUCACGGUCGCGAUCCAGGAGUCGCGGGUUCAGCUUUUCCAAGGGCUCAUCUCCCACGAAGAAACGGCCGGAGAGCGGAAGCUCGCAUCGACGUCCAAAAUCUGCGGAUUUCUCACAGCCAGGCCUCUCAAAGCUAUUGACACCGUCAACUUCCACGACAUCUCUCUCUGCAACAGCUUGCCAGGACACCGCAGCUGAUCCCUCGGACUUUGUUCAUUAUCUAAGGGAGAUCCAGAAGCCGGAGAUGAUGGAAGUGGGCAAAAUCCACAAACUUCGACUUCUCUUGCGGAAUGAAACAAUCAGCUGGGUCGAUACAUUUAUUGCAGAUGGCGGGAUGGACGAAAUUAUACAGUUGCUUUACAGGAUCAUGAUGGUUGAGUGGAGGGAAGAACAUGAGGAUAAUUUGCUCCACGAAACUUUGCUGUGCUUGAAGGCGCUCUGCACGACCUCAGUUGCAUUACACCGUCUUACAGCUAUUGAAGGAGAAAUCUUCCCAGCGCUCCUGAAGAUGUUGUUUGACGAGGAAAAGAAAGGACCAAGCGAAUACACAACGCGGAGUAUCAUUAUCAAUCUCCUUUUUACGCAACUUUCCACAGCAUCGUCAGCUGAGGAUGCCGGAUCUCGUGCCACCCGAAUCCUGUCGUACUUGCGAGACCCUUCACCACCUGAAGAAAACCAGCCCCUUUCAUUUAUCGCAAACAUAUACCAGUCACGCCCGUACCGUGUCUGGUGUAAAGAGGUUACCAACGUAACCAAAGAAGUCUUCUGGAUAUUCCUGCAUCACUUGAACGUGAUACCGAUUGUGAAAAGCGAGAAACCAGGUUUGAAAACAUAUCGAGAGAGGCAUUUCCCUGCUCCUAGGCCUCCGGUACCUGCUGCGCCCUAUGUGGGUGGAGUUGAAUGGGAUGCAACGAAUUACCUAGCUGCGCAUCUAGAUCUCUUGAAUGGUCUUGUGGCAUCACUGCCGUCAGCGGAGGAGCGCAACAAACUGCGUGCCGAACUCCGAGCUUCUGGAUUCGAGAAAGUUAUGGGUGGCAACUUGAGAACAUGCAAAGAGAAGUUCUAUGCUUCCAUCCACGAUUGUUUGCGGACAUGGGUUGCUGCCGCGGUAGAAGAUGGCUGGCCUUAUACAGCUGUCCGCGAAGGUCCACCUCGACCUGAGCCCGGAUCACCAACCAAAUCACCGAUCAAGGCGGCUAGUGGAAGCCCUAAGAAGGGCCUUCUGGAUGAGAAGCCUCCUCGACUGGAGUUGGCGUUGGAUGUUCCUGCUAACAACCGGGUAUCUCAGAAAAAUGAAGGACUAGGAAACUGGCUGUGAAGGUCAUUCAAUUGAUAUCCUGGAAUACCGGGUUAUAUAUAUCGUUAUUCGGCUCGUUGACUGUUGCGUCUCUCCCAAACGUUCCUUGAGUCUCCCUGAACGUGUGCGCAUGAACCAGUGAUGCAGCCAGUAUUUCGUUUUCUUCUUCCUCCCUUUCUUGUUUGCUGAGGCUUCGGUUUUCUAUUCUUUUUCUUUCUCUCUUUCUGGUUCUUUUCUUUGCUUUCCUACCAUUGAUCCCCUUGGUUCACUUUCCUCUCACUAUGACGGAGUCUUGGACAGGACGGCGUUGGCUCUGUCUUUUUGCUUUUGGAGUUUUCGGUGCAUUUUCCGUUGACUAAUGGUCACGGCGAAACGAUUUAAUGAAGGAACGGUGCCAUAACAUUGACGAGAUUUGACGUUCCUGCGCAAGUGCGUGUAAGGUGAAAUUCGUUUUUUCAUUCCUUUGCACAGACAUGUUAUAGUCCAGAACACGUUGGUACGACAGUUGAGAUGAAUUCGUAUU